This is a messenger RNA of Parathielavia appendiculata, 1305 nucleotides long. RefSeq names its product RNA recognition domain-containing protein. The annotation marks the transcript as partial. The transcript has a single exon. The record is from RefSeq and is a predicted model, not a curated record. Gene Ontology annotation, molecular function: RNA binding. NCBI's taxonomy places the organism in Eukaryota, Fungi, Ascomycota, Sordariomycetes, Sordariales, Chaetomiaceae. Gene Ontology annotation, cellular component: nucleolus.
UCCUCCAAAAAGCGCAAAUCCGCCGUCCCCGAAAUCGAGGUCGACCUCUCGCUCCCAGAGCCCCCGUCCAAGAAGGCCCGCCGGCUUCUCAAAAAGGGCAAGACACUGCCCGCAAAGCCGACGAGCGAUGAUGACGAGCAUGACAGCAAGACCGCCGAGGAAGGCAAAGCGGACGGGGCCAAGGACGGCAAGAAGAAGAAGGAGCGCUCGCCGCAUGGCGUUUGGAUCGGCAACCUGCGCUUCACCGUAACCAAGGCCGAUCUCCGCAAAUGGCUGGUUGAGAAUUCGGGCGGCGUGAUCACCGAAGAGUCCAUCACUCGCGUGCACAUGCCUACAACAAAGGCCACCGCCGGGCCCGGGCCCAAGAAGACCAACCCCGAAAACCGGGGGUUUGCCUACGUCGACUUUUCCUCCUUCGAAGCCAACGUCGCGGCCAUCGCUCUCUCCGAAACCGAGUGGAACGGGCGAAAGCUCCUCAUCAAGGACAGCAAGAACUUCGAAGGGCGUCCAAAGAAAGAAGAGCCCGAGGCAGCCACAGCAGACGGAGCUGGCAAGGGGCCCGCGUCAUCAGAAGCCAAGAACGCGCCAGGCAGUCGAGGGUGCACCAAGAUCUUCGUGGGGAACCUGUCCUUCAACACGACCGAGGACGACUUGCACGCGCACUUUGAAAAGUGCGGCAAGAUCCGGUGGGUCAAAGUCGCCUCGUUUGAGGACUCGGGCAAGUGCAAGGGGUACGGAUGGGUCAACUUCGAGGACGCCGAGGCCGCGGCGUGGGCGGUGAAGGGAUUCGUCAAGGUGCGCGAGACGGUCGAGACGCUGGAGGACUUCAUGGACCAGGGAUCCAAGCCCGCCGAUGAUAAUUCAACAGCAGCAGACGACGAGGCAAAUCCUGCCGGCGAGAACGAGGACGAUGACGACGCGGAGGAGGCCGGCGAAGGCAAAGACAACAACACCAAGAGCAAAACGACAGUAGUCACCAAGGAACCAUCACGCACCCGCACCCGCAAGUGGUGGGUCAACCAGCUCUUGGGCCGCAAUCUCAAGAUCGAACUGGCCGAGGACGACCAGACGCGCUACCACAAGCGCUUCGGAAAGGGCGCGGCCAAACGGCAGCAUCAAAAGCAGCAAGCUGACAACAACACCAACAACGACAGCAAGCAACGAAAACAAGAAAAUGGUACCAACAACAGGGGGAUCAAGAAGGAGGACAAGAAAAAGGACAUCACCUACCACACCGACAUCAGCGUCGCCCGCCUGACGGGGGCGGCUGUGGCGCACCAGGGAAAGAAAGUCACAUUUGAUUAA